GUAAACAAAAAGUCGUGAUACAAAAUACAUUUAAUGUGCAUUAUUACAUUAAUAUAUCGUCCCUUGUCUUGCCAUAGUAUUACAUGUAAAUUGAUACAUUGGCUUCUAUCGAUUAAGAUGAUAAAAUCAUCGUUAAAAUUAAUUUGGUUCAUGUCACCAAAUUUUCCAAACAAAAAUGGCUCAUUUAAUGAGCUGUACAAAUUCUCAGAUACAAAUUCUCAGAUACAAAUUGGCAUGAGAAAAAUGAAAUGAAAUUGAACAGAUGAAAGAUUGAAGCUUCCAGUUUACUCGCAUGUGAUUGGAUAAUCUUAUUACGUUUUCUUUCCAACAUAAAUGACAUCACUCUGUUUUUGACCAUCAUCAAAAUGGAUCAUUAAGUUGUGGAACUAUUAGUUUGUCUUUCUACUGUCUAACAUUUAUACAUUGUAUCGAUGUGUCUAACCAAACAAUGAAGCCAAAACAGCCCUGCAAAAACAGCCAUAUCCAAAGUAAACCUUUGUGCAUUCAAUCAUCACUAUUACUAUCAUCAUCAUCAACAUCAUCAUCAUAAUAAACUCCACCAUUACUAAGAACACAUCAACGUAUAGCCAAAUGGAGAUGAAAGAAAGAUAGUUAACAAAAAACAUUGGAAUCGACGUUUAUUUAUUGAAUUAUCAUUGGCAAUUGUAACCUCCAGUUCAACCACAAUUGAUUGAGGAAGCUGCUCAUUUCAAUUGAACACUUUAUCAAUAGAUCUGUUCGUUUUUCUGGUUGUGUCACUCCGACGAUAUGACUACAGACACGAUUCAAAGUAAUUCAUCUAUACAUGGUGAUUCAAUUGAUCCGAUCAUAAGACCAAUUGUUAUCUGUGGUCCUUCUGGUUCUGGAAAAAGUACCCUUCUUCGUCUUCUAAUCAAUGACUACAAAGAAUAUCUUGGGUUCACAGUUUCUCAUACAACAAGAAAGCCUCGUGAAGGAGAGAUUGAUGGCAGAGAAUACCAUUUCACUGAACGAGAGUCAAUGGAAAAAGCAAUCAAAGAUGGCGAAUUUAUCGAGUUUACUGAAUUUUCUGGCAAUCUCUAUGGAACGAGCAAAAAAGCUAUGGAACAAGUCCAAAAAGGUGGUAAAAUCUGUGUUCUAGAUUUGGAAAUCGAAGGUGUAAAGAAUAUGAAAAAAUCGAAUCUCAAGCCACUUUUCGUGUUUGUCAAACCACCAAGUCUUGAAGUUCUUGAACAAAGAUUGCGGGCCCGAGGUACCGAAUCAAUCGAAAAUAUCGACAGGCGCUUGAAAAGAGCCAAAGAAGAUCUGUGUAUGGAAGGAAUCGAAAAUUAUUUUGACUUGAUUAUAAUCAAUGAAGACCUUGACGAAGCUUAUGCUGCACUCAAAAAUUUUAUUCAACCAGCUAUCGAAAUUGUCAAAUCGGCUAGACUCAAUUGAUCUUGAUUGAAAUGGAUAAAUAUUUUAAUAUUUUAAACAAAGUCAAUCAGCUAUUAAAAUUAUUCUCAGGAAUCUCUUCAUAAGAGUAUCAAUUAUCUGUAUGAUCAUAUCAGGUCAAUCAUCUCAAUACCUUGUCCAUGUCACAAUAUUUUAAUUUAAAAUUUAUUAAACCUUCUCACCUCACUUGGAUGAACACAAGUACGACUCUAGAAUCUAUGAACAAAAGUUAACGGGAACAAAAAUAUGGAACUCUCGGAGCAAAACACAAAUCUAUCUUGUCAAUCUUUUAAUUGUUUCUUCACACAGUGAUAUUGCUUUGGAAAUUUUUAUUCCAGCAAUUAACUUCAACAAUGAAAGCUCUAAACCACAAUUAUGUACAUCACAAACUAUAGCUGUAAAAUAGAGCAAAUUAUCAAAGUAAAUGAGUGAUUAAUAUGCUUAGAAAAUAAACUCAAGUUAUCGAUAUUUUGUAUAAAA
Tetranychus urticae (two-spotted spider mite) is the source of this 1893-nucleotide messenger RNA. Its product is annotated as guanylate kinase. Gene Ontology annotation, cellular component: cytosol. The record is from RefSeq and is a predicted model, not a curated record. Gene Ontology annotation, molecular function: GMP kinase activity. Lineage: Eukaryota; Metazoa; Arthropoda; Arachnida; Trombidiformes; Tetranychidae. Gene Ontology annotation, biological process: purine nucleotide metabolic process.